This is a messenger RNA of Melospiza georgiana, 2869 nucleotides long. RefSeq names its product coiled-coil domain containing 146 (gene CCDC146). The record is from RefSeq and is a predicted model, not a curated record. Lineage: Eukaryota; Metazoa; Chordata; Aves; Passeriformes; Passerellidae. Gene Ontology annotation, cellular component: cytoskeleton. Bases 1 to 2847 code for a protein of 948 amino acids. The transcript is spliced from 19 exons.
AUGAGUCAGGCUGAUGAAGGAAGUGCCGCUGACCCAGAGCUGGCGACUGAGAAUGAGUCACCUACCGAGGAGGGACACACUGGCCUGACAGCAGAGGAGGAGCAGGCACCCACUGACCUAACAACAAGUCCUGCAUUUCAGUGUUUAGAUGAGCUACUUUCUGCUGGAAAAAUCACAGACACCAGGGUAGCUGAGCUGAAGGAACAGUACACCCUGCUGCAUGAGGCUGUGAUAAGUUUACAGGAAUCUGAGAGCCAUCUGUUGCAGGAAGCUGAACGCCUGAGUGCAGAACUGGAACAACAAAGUGAACUGGAAAAAGCAGAACAGAUCUCUGAAGAAGCUCCCAGUGAAGGUUCCCAAAUAAGGCAACAACUUUUCAGCUGCCGAAGUGAAUACAAUGCUACUAAAGGAAGAGUGAAUGAAAAUCGGUUGAAGAUAGAAUGUUUGAGAGAGGAAAAAAAGCUUCUGGAAGAUGAAUAUGAAAGAAUGUUAAAAGAAAAGAAAAAUGAUAAAGUUCAACAGUUGAAGGAAAGUUGUGAUGAGCUCAGCGAAGAAGUAAUCCAGAGGAAAGCAGAAAUUGAUUCAAUGAAAGAAGCUGUUUCAUCCAAAGAAAAGAUGAUAUUGACAGAUGAGGAAGAAAUGAAAAAGCUUCAGGAGAUGCUUACUUAUUUAAAAGCUGAGCUAGUUAGGAUCCUUGGUGUUCCAAAGCAACUUGCAAAAGAAACUGAGAAGUUGAAACAGAAAAAAAUUGAUGCAGAGAAGCAGAAUGAAGCCCUUAAUGACCAAAUAGAAGAACUGAAUAGCACCCUGAGAGCCACUGAAAAAAGGACUGAAGAGAUUUUGCAAGAAAAAAAAGAAGUAAUGAAGGAACUGGAUGAGAGACAAACUUUGAUACAAAAGAAUGAACGACAAUGCAAUAAUUUGACAAAAUCACUAGAAAUUAAUGCAGAGAAGGAAUUUGCCAUCCUAUCAGACAGACAAAUCCUGGAAAAUAAUUUGGAUAAAUGUAUCUCGGAGAACAAAAAUCAACAAGAAAUUCUCAGUAACCAUCAAACAAAGAAAGAUAAAGAACUGAAAAGUUUAAAAAAGUUAGAGUUACAACUGAAAAGCAUUUGGGAUUCCUUGGAAGCAGAUAAGGCAACACAUAAAAGACUCAAAUCAGAGGCAGAAAGUAACUCAAAGUACAAUGCAGCGUUAUUGGAAAGACGACAAGAACUGCAGGACGAGAUUGAAACGAUCAAGAGAGAUUUAGCUGAACAGGAAAUGAUAUCAGAAACAGAUGCCCGUGUGUUAGAAGAAUGCAUUGCUGCAGAACGCUCGCUGUUCAAAGAGCAGGAAAAAUGCAGAAAUGAGUUGGCCACACUGACACGUCUGACUCUGCUCAAAGCUGAUGAGAAGCAACUGAAAAGCAGGGAUGUUCAGAAAGCCAAGAUUCAACUCCAAAGUCUUGUUAAAGAACUAAAAAGAUUGGAUAGUGAACUAACCAUCUGCAAGAAGAUGAAAAAAGAAAACGAAAAAGAAAUCCAAGGAGUUGUUAAAAUGUGUGAACUUAUGCAAAUUGAAAAGGACAAAUCUAUAGAUUUGAUGCGUAUUGCCCAGUGGAAAGCAAAAGAAGGUGAACACCGGGUAAAAUUGCUAGAAAAUAAUAUAGAAAAUUUAAGGCAUGCUGUUAUGACCAGAGAAAGAAAAUUGCAGGAGGACUAUAUGAAGAUUAAAAAGAAUGAGAGAAUGAAAGAGUUCAUCAAAAAUGAUUAUGUGAAAGUUGAACAAGAGAUGCUAGAGAAUAAAGAAAAGGAAAAGUAUUUGCAUGUUGACAGCCUUACUGCUGCAGCCACACACGUGGAAAAGGAAAUCUCACAGCUACACAAAAAUUAUGAAAGGGUUAUUGAGCAACGAAAUGAGAGUGGUCUUUUGCUCAGAGAACGAGAAGAAGAAGUGGGCGUUUUGUAUGAGAAAAUAAACAGGCAAGAGGUGUUGUGUAGGAAUGGAGAAACUAAGAUGCAAGUUAUGGAUGAAAAGAUCAGUUUUCUGAAGCUGAAGUUAGUUGAGAAAAAAAGAGAGGUUAAAUUGUAUUUUAAAGAGCUCUCAGUGAAGAAUGCCCUGGAUGCACAACUGGUGAAAGUUCGGACACAGUAUUCCCAAUGCAGGGACAAGAUUAAAAAGCUGGAGGAAAACUAUGGUGAUGCCACAAACGAGAGCAGAAAGCAAGAAAUGGGAGGGAAGGACCCAUCUCCACCUGAGCUGCUAAAAAGGAUUGACAAGAUAGAGGCAGAGCUGGUGCAGAAGGAGCAGAGGCUGCUGAAGAUCGAUUUCCUCUGUGAGAACAUUUCUGACCUGACGGACAGAAUGCGCACGGUGGCGGAGAGCGGCAGGCAGGACAUGCUGCUGUUCGCCAGGAGGAGCAACGAACUGCAGAGCGACAUAAAUCGCAAAACCCAGCAGAUAAGGGCUCUUUUUGCAGAGUUGUCCAUGAAGCAAGCAUUUGCCCUUAGACUCCAGCAGGAAAUCAGAGACAAGGAACAAUCUGUGAUGACUGCUUCAUGGAUGAUAAGCCAAGGCCUUUCCCCUCCCAAAGCAGAAACGGACGAGUGGAAGAUCCUAGACAGUGAGAAGAUACAAAAAGCAGAAGCUGAAGCCAGAGCUGAAGAGCCUCCAGAGGAGGAAGAAGUUGCACUGCCCAGCUACUACUCCACUACCCUGGAGGAGGAGGAGCAGGAGGAGCAGGAGCUGGAGCAGGAGGAGCAGCAGGAGGUGGAGGAGGAGGAGCAGGAGCUGGAGCAGGAGGAGCAGCAGGAGGAGGAGGAGGGACACUCUUCAGAUCAAGUGAGCCCCGGCCAAGACAUCUGAAAAAGCCUCCUGCUGAGCCAUC